Hevea brasiliensis (rubber tree) is the source of this 1326-nucleotide messenger RNA. RefSeq lists its product as uncharacterized. NCBI's taxonomy places the organism in Eukaryota, Viridiplantae, Streptophyta, Magnoliopsida, Malpighiales, Euphorbiaceae. Gene Ontology annotation, cellular component: mitochondrion. The record is from RefSeq and is a predicted model, not a curated record. The coding region runs from base 115 to 1113 and encodes 332 amino acids. The transcript has 4 exons. Gene Ontology annotation, biological process: mitochondrial proton-transporting ATP synthase complex assembly.
CAUCGUUGUAAGUUGUCUGCUCCUCUUCCUCUCUGUGUGUGUGUGUGCGUGUGAACCCUGACGAUCAAAAUUACAUUUUCAUUGGCAUUCUAUAGUUCCCCGAAACCCUAUCAGAUGGCUACGUCACUAAUCAACAAAACCCUCAAUUCAAUCAAAACCCCUAAUUUCCUCACUCCACUCUCAUCAUCCCUCAACCGCCACUUUACCUCCGUCGCCACCGCCCAACAACACUCGCAGUCCGACCAUCCAUCUUCCUCCUUCACCUUCACCGACAACACUAACGCCUCCGGUGAUAGCAUAUUAGUCAAGGCACCCAAUUCGAAUGGGAAACGUGAUUCGGCGUCGUCGUCUUCAGUAACAAUGCCAAUGGCGUUUAUGACUGGAUCGAUUGUGGGCAAGAGGUUUUACAAGCAAGUGACUACGAGAGAGGCGGAUGAUGGGAAUGGAUGGACGGUGAUGCUUGAUUAUAGGACGCUUAAGACUCCUUCUAAAAGGCCACUGAAAUUGCCCACUUUAGCCCUCGCUAAGGCCAUUGCUGCUGAAUGGGAGUAUCAGCAAACAGAUGGGAUCAGGCCUUUUACAAUGCCUCUCAUGAAAAUUGCGUGUACUGCACUGGAGAGAGUUCCACUCACGCGACCAAAAAUUAUAGAACACUUGAUGAAGAAAUUUAAUCAAGAUUUAGUUUUCUGUCGUGCCCCAGAGGAUAAUGCUCUCACCAGUGGUGUCUAUGAGCUACAAGUGGAGAAAAUUGAUCCCUUGCUUGAUUGGGUGAAAUCCGAAUUUGGCUUUAAGCCUGUUGUGUACUCGAGUUUUUUUGGUGGCCAGCAGGAGGAGGGUCUGGUGAAGGCAUUAGAAGAUCUUUUGAAGAAAACGGACAACUGUGAAUUGGCAUCAAUUGAUGCAAUUGCAUCAGCAGCCCAUUCCUUGGUAAUUGCUAUUGGAAUCUUUCGUGGAAAAUUGAAUAUUGAGGAAGCCAUUGAGUUGAUCAGACUUGAAGAAGAUUUGCAGGUUGACAAGUGGGGCUUAGUUGAAGGUGGUCAUGAUGUAGAUAUCGCUGAUCUGAGGGUACAGAUAUCAUCUGCAACUGUGUUCCUUGGUCUUUCGAGGAUUUGAGCUCUGUGUGUGGCAUUUUGCUCAUAAUGUUCAACCUAAAUUCUAGCUUUAAUGCUUGUUUGUCUUUUAAGAUGUAGAUCGUAGAAUAUAUGUAAUGCCUGAGGUUUUGUCAGAAUUGUAGUUAAUUGCUAAGAUAAAGUAUCAUAAUAAUUGAAUUCAGAACUAGAAGCAGUUUUUUUCCUAUUACAAUCAAGAGAAUUCACAAUUCUAGUU